Messenger RNA from Pungitius pungitius (ninespine stickleback), 3895 nucleotides. It is a transcript of the gene dnajb1a, whose product is annotated as DnaJ heat shock protein family (Hsp40) member B1a. The transcript is spliced from 3 exons. The record is from RefSeq and is a predicted model, not a curated record. NCBI's taxonomy places the organism in Eukaryota, Metazoa, Chordata, Actinopteri, Perciformes, Gasterosteidae. Bases 1068 to 2135 code for a protein of 355 amino acids. Gene Ontology annotation, biological process: negative regulation of transcription by RNA polymerase II. Gene Ontology annotation, cellular component: cytosol. Gene Ontology annotation, molecular function: transcription corepressor activity; Hsp70 protein binding.
UGUAUCAGGUAAUUACUGUCCAGUCGUUGUUCAUUGAUGUUUCAUAUUGCUUUUUAAGUGAUAGCUUUAUAUUUAAGUUUGCCCAUUUUUGUUAAUCUUGUUGACCUAUGGCUAGAUAACCUCUGAAGUGUUCUUGAAACUGUGUAUGUUUGCUGAGAGCCACUGGAAAAGAGAGUCAAAUUACUUGUUUCUGUCAACAUAUACACAGUCGCAAAGACUGUUUUGCCCUGGUAAAGCUGGUAAAGGCUAAUUUCUACAUCCAAUGGGCAGCUUGACCUAUAAUAAUGUAUCAUAAAUAAUGAGUUGGUUUAUAUAUUAUAUAACUAACUUGAAUUUACAAAGUAAUUAGUAUCUAAAGCUAAUAAAUACAUGCAGUGGAGUAAGUCAUUAAUGUAAGUAAGUAGCAUAAAAUAAAAUUACUCAAAUGAAGUAAGCCUGCCUCUGAAAUUUACUUAAGUAUAUAUAUGUUACACUCUACUACUACCGAUUUAACUGUAAAACGACUCUGAUGGGCGGACAGCACGUGCGCAUGCGUAUGCGUGUCACAAUAUUACUGAAGGGGCCCAUAUUUGAUGUAAAAGCAAAUUCAUAGCAGAAAUAAAAACAACACAAUCUUCACUUCCUAAUGAGCCGCCGCCAACUGUUUCAGCUAGUGCCCCGAUUUGAUUUCAAAGAUAGAUUUGAGCUCUUUUGACUACUGCUGUUGUUGAACCGAUACCGGAAGUUGUUGGGAGGGAAUCAUCUUGCCUCGGUAGUUAUGACACACACUCAGAAGCACCAGCUCCUUCCAGAAGUUUCUACUCAUGGUUUUUCAGCUCGGCGGCAACACACGUACACUCGAGUCGGACCUCGUCGUUGUGUGUUAUGAAUUUUAAGUUACAUUUUAUUAUUUACACAUUGCUGACAAGCAGUAGGAAGCUGUCCACGGACUGUGACAAGUGUGGGAAGCUAACCUUGACAGCUAGCUAGUCGGCUAUCGUGCGCAUCAGAGACAGCUGCGUGUGGACACGCUGGACGUGUUGUUGCCACUGAGCAGAAACCGAAACUUCUAGGCUGGCAAUGCCUUUAUGAAGUGGGAUAGGAAGAGACCGGCUGUUGACAUGGGUAAAGACUACUACAAAGUGCUGGGAAUAGCCAGAGGUGCCUCCGAAGAUGAGGUAAAAAAGGCGUACAGAAAACAGGCCUUGCGCUUCCAUCCCGACAAAAACAAGUCUGCCGGCGCAGAGGAUAAAUUUAAAGAGAUUGCCGAAGCCUACGAUGUCCUCAGCGAUGCCAAGAAAAAGGAAGUUUACGAUCGCCUCGGAGAAGAAGGAUUAAAGGGUCCAGUCGGUGGUGGAGGUGGAGGACACACUGGUCAAAGCUACAACUACACCUUCCAUGGAGACCCUCACGCAAUGUUCGCGGAGUUCUUUGGUGGCCGCAGCCCCUUUGACCAUUUUUUCCCACAAAACGGGGAGGAGGACAUGGACAUCAACGAUCCCUUCGCGCCAUUUGGCAUGGGAAGAAUGGGCGGCGUGGGCGGCGUGGGCGGGUUUCCCAGGUCCUUUAAAUCCCACCCGGGAGCUCCUCGCAGGCCACACGAGAGGAAGAAGGACCCGCCUGUGAUGCACGAGCUGAAGGUGAGCCUGGAGGAGGUCUUCUCGGGAUGCACCAAAAAGAUGAAGAUCUCCCGCAAGAGACUGAACCCGGACGGCUGCACCAUGCGCAACGAGGACAAGAUUUUAACGGUCGACAUCAAGCGCGGCUGGAAGGAGGGGACGAAAAUCACCUUCCCCAAGGAGGGAGACGAAACUCCCAGCAACAUUCCCGCAGACGUGGUGUUCGUGGUUAAAGACAAGCCCCACCCGGUGUUCAGGAGGGAGGGCUCGGAUAUAAUCUAUCCCGCCAAAAUAUCACUCAGAGAAGCGCUGUGUGGCUGCACAGUCAACGCGCCGACACUAGAUGGCCGCACCAUCACUGUGACCUCCAGAGACGUUGUCCGACCUGGAAUGAAAAAGCGAAUUUCUGGAGAAGGGCUCCCUAUAUCCAAGUUCCCCGAGAAGAGGGGCGACAUGAUCCUGGACUUCACGGUGAAAUUUCCUGAAAAACUGGGCCAAAGCACACGAGAUGCACUCAAGCAGAUCCUCCCACCGUGACCCGAAACAAAAAAAAGUUUGCCCUAGAUUCCUGUUUAGUGAGAAGUUUUGCCGCCGAAUGCCCCGAACCCUCCACGCAACACCUUAAACGCUUCCAGCGACACACUCUUCAGCGCGAGUCUUCUGGAUGAUUGAGGCUCAGGGCAGAUUUGGUUCCGGAUGAGUUUAAUUUGACCUUCCGAGCACCAAAUCGAUUUUUCUUACUUAACAUCUAUUCAGUUGGGUGACUGGCUUAGGACUUGGAAACCGAGUGAGUACAGCCGGGUAAAAUGGGAAGGUAAAAGGUUUUAAUGUGUGUAGCGUGUAUCUAGAUAAUGAUACACUGGGUCAUGUGAUCUACUUUAGCUGCUUUACGUUCAUUCAGAAAUAUAACACGGUAACUGGGGAUUUGUUGUUUUGGGAGUGCAAGCAUGCAGCCAGCUGAUUCACAAUACCUCAUGUACAGUGCCGCACGCUUGAAUGUAGUUAGAACUACAUUACUCAACGGGUUAUGAUGUAUUCUUUGUUCUUGAGAGGUGAGAACGUUGGAUUUAACUUUAUGAAGCAGAUCAUUGUCAGCCAGAUGUGACUGAUUGACGUUAAAUAUAGUUUCCCUGUCUGUUCAGUGUGUCCGUUAUCUGCACUCCUCGUCACAGUCUCGUACACUGACGAAUAAAAUUACAAUAUGCAUAAAAGCAAAAAAUGAUGGCCGCGUCUCCCGGGAAAAAUGCAGAGGAGAUAUUGAGCUGCAGUUAUGUAACCGUACGUAUGAUUCCUGAUUAUACAUUUAGGAAGAGAGCACUGAGAAGUACUUUGUAUUGUUGGAUUUCUGGGUUUAUGUGUAUGAUUGCUUUAAUGAGAGGACAAGUCCAGAUUUGUUAAUCCCUGGUGUUUGAGAUGGCGCAAAAUGUUUACUUUCACAAUACCUUUUUUUUUCUGGGAGUACAGCGCUUGUAUAGAACAACAGUAGGGGAAACUUUUUGUGCCAAAUAAUUGUCCCCACAUCAUGUGUUUUCUAAAAGUAUGUUGAGCGCAUGGGUGUAUCCUGUAAUGUGUCUUACAAACUACAAAAAGCUAUUUAUGUCAUUUGUACCCUUUUGAGGGUGCUCAAUGUCCAAUUAGUGGGAUUUUCCAGUUCCCUAUUACUAUGUCUGUUUGACUUCUUUAACCAAGUAAGUUGUUUUUGUUCUCUUUGCCCAACAUGAUUUAUGGCAAAAUAUUUUAGACUGAGAUGUAAAAAAUACUAAAGUUCAAAGGCCUACAGAAUCUAUUUUUGUUUAUCUUGUCUUCUCUCUUAAAGCUCUUAACUGACACAAUGCGCACCGAGAUGUGCAGCAUCUGGAACUGUGAAGUUCCACAGUUCAUAAGGAAUCCUAAAAUAUAUAUUUAACUCUAAUUCAUAUUCAGCUUUGUGCACCUUUUUGACCAUUGUAAUGAUAGACGUUUCUUGGUCAGUAUUUUAUUUUCACAUUUUAAGUAUUUGACUGCUCCUGUCGGAGUUUUAAUUUUCUUACAUGUGGUUCAACAUGAAAUGUAGAGAUGUGUAAUCUCUAAUGUGUAAAGUUUUUUUUGUUUUCCUUUUUAAGUGAAAAUGUGUAUUAUGUAGUUUCUCGUAUGUAGUUUUUUGUUUGUUUUUGAGACGCCUCAGGUUGGGAUUCAAGAUAUUUUGAUUUUAACAACAAAGCUUUUAAUGACAUUUUUAAUAGAUUCUUAUGCUGUGAUGAUUUGCAUUUCCACAUUAAAGAGACAAAUAUCUUCCCAAUUAUCUCCUUAAUAUUUGA